This is a messenger RNA of Pyrenophora tritici-repentis Pt-1C-BFP, 1473 nucleotides long. NCBI's taxonomy places the organism in Eukaryota, Fungi, Ascomycota, Dothideomycetes, Pleosporales, Pleosporaceae. The record is from RefSeq and is a predicted model, not a curated record.
AUGCCUAGAACCAGGAAGCGUCCGUAUUUCAACCUUGAUUUCACCUUGCGGAAAGUGUUCAAGAAAGCAAGUUUCCGACCACUACAACGCGAAGUUGUCAUGGCAACAUUAGACGGCGAAGAUGUCUUUCUCCAGGCUGCUACAUCGUUUGGAAAGAGCUUGUGUUAUCAGCUGCCCGCAGUUGUUGACUUUGGCACAUUAACAUCCCAAGUCACUAUUGUGAUAUCGCCACUGCUAGCACUCAUGAACAACCAAGUCGCCUCCAUGCGCAAUGCCAACAUCCGUGUCGAAACAAUAAACAGCACCACUCUUCCCGCGGACAGAACUAGAAUUAUAGCCGAUCUCCAAUGCGGCCAUCCACUAACACGCCUUCUUUACGUGACACCGGAAUUCUGUCAAGGCGACAACUUCCGCAAGAUCCUACGAAUCAUUCACUCACAGCGUGAACUCGCUCGCAUAGCCGUCGACGAAGCUCAUUGCGUCAGUGAAUGGGGUCACGAUUUCCGGCCCUCGUUCCAACAACUCUCAUUCUUCAAGACGGAGUUUCCGGACGUGCCUGUGAUAUGUCUAACCGCCACGGCCACCGCACGGGUACGAGACGACAUCAUCAAGACGCUCGCUCUGGACCCCAAAACCCUCAAAAUGUUUCGUAUGAGCACCAGCAGACCCAACCUACAUUACGAAGUACGCUUCAAAUCCGAUGACGAAGACCACUACGACAACUUCAUCUCCUGGCUAAAAUCCACACAUGCCCGCCGUGCCGCAGACCCUGAACGCGCCUCGCAGCUCAGUACCCAAAAGCAGCGCUCAGACAAUGUCCCAGGCAUCAUCUACACGCUCUUCCGCAAAGACUGCGAGUCCCUCGCCGCCCGCCUCCGCGCCGACGGCAUAGGCGCAAAACCCUACCACGCCGGCCUCUCCGUCUCUGAGCGCGCAGACGCCCUGUCAGGCUGGGUAGCUAACAAAGCAGGUUAUGAUGUCGUCGUCGCCACAACCGCAUUCGGCAUGGGCAUCGACAAGGAAAACGUCCGUUUCGUAGUACACUGGCAGAUCCCCAAGUCCUUCGAGGGCUUCUACCAGGAAGCCGGGCGCGCAGGCCGAGACGGAAAAGCCUCGUUGUGUAUCCUGUAUUAUGGCCGCGAAGACCGCGAUCGCGCGGCUAGCAUGAUGGCGAGGGAUGCGGCGCGUCAGCCGACCAAAGGAGCGGGCGUGCAGGUGCAGCAGCAGCAGCUUAUGAAUCGGGCGAAGAGUCUACAGGCGCUCGUGGGGUACUGUGAGGCUACGGAUAAGUGUAGGCAUAAGCUUAUUGCAAAGUAUUUUGCGGAUGAGGAGGAUCCGCCGUGUGAUUUUGCGUGCGAUUGGUGCAAGGAUGCGGAGGGUUUGGUGAGGAGGAAGGAGAAGGGGUUGGCGAGUGAGGAGUGGUGUUCUACGCAACGGGAGAUGGGGAGGUAUGAGGUUGAUGAAUAUGAGUGA